AUGCUAAAGCUUCUACGAUCCGUCCGUUUCGCAAUGACUACGCCUCCUCGUGUCCCCAUCCCCGCCAACGGGGUCGACUACCGCGGCAAAGUCGUCCUGGCCCCGAUGGUGCGCUCCGGUGAGCUUCCUUGCCGACUUCUAGCCCUUAAGUAUGGCGCCGACCUCGUUUGGGGUCCGGAGACCAUCGACCGCGCUCUGGCAGGCGCCAACCGCCGCGUGAACCCCCGCAACGGCACCGUCGAAUUUACCCGCACCCCCUCCAACGGCGGCCGCCCUGACAAGGCCACUCAGGAAAACGUCAUCUACCGUCUCGACCCCGUUCGCGAGAAGGGUAAACUUAUCUUCCAGAUCGGCACCGCGAACCCCGAAAUUGCCGUCGCAGCCGCCAAGCUCGUCGCCCCUGAUGUUGCCGGCAUUGACGUGAACUCGGGGUGCCCGAAGCCCUUCAGCACAAGUGGUGGAAUGGGUGCGGCGCUCCUCCGAACCCCGGAUAAGCUCGUCUCGAUCCUCGAAGCGCUGGUGCGCGAGGUCGGCACGCCGUACCAGAUCGGCAUUUCGGUCAAGAUCCGGCUGCUGGAUAGAGAAGACCCUGAGCCGACCCGGGCGCUGGUCUCGCGACUCGUCAAAACCGGCAUCACGGGCUUGACCGUUCACUGCCGUACGCCUCCCAUGCGGCCGCGCGAGCGCGCCAUCCGCGAUCAGCUGCGCAUGAUCCGGGACAUCUGCCACGAAGCGGGCGUGGCGUGCGUCGUGAACGGCGACGUCAUGAACAAGGACGACGGUCUGGCCCUGAUGCAGGAAUACGGCGUCGACGGCGCGAUGAUCGCCACCGCAGCCGAGUCGAACAUGUCCGCGUUCCGCACGGCGGCCGAGGGCGGCCUCCUGCCCUGGAAGGAGAUGGUGCACGACUACAUGAAGUUCUGUCUCGAGAGCGAGAACCGUUUCGGCAACACCAAGUAUCUGCUGAACAUCUUUGUGCCGGGCAAGUCUCCCGAGGCACACCGCUCUAAAACCGCCCGCACCUACGUCGAUACCUGCCAUGCCCUGGGCUUCGAGGACUUGAUCCCCGCCGCAACCCGUCUCGAUGAGAUCCUGGACCUGUCGUCGAAGUCUACGACGACGAAGUCUGAAGCCCAAGACGACGCAGUCAGCAAGGCCGUGCAGCAUGCUCUUGAGAAGAACGAAUCCGCGCGCGCGGCGGGCGGGGCCUCGCGCUCGAAACCUACUUCUCCUGUCCUCACUGGAGCUGGCGGUCCAAUUCGCACGAACUCCAUUCCGCCCCCCACGAAGUCUGCGACAACUAACAACAAGGUUGAGCUUGACCCGGAACUUGCAGCAUAAACCCCACUCAAGUGGACGCAGAAAAAAGACUUGUAGCAGUUUCCAUACAAAUGAGGCCAGCCAAAGGCUAGUUCAAACAUCCAGACGGAUCGAACCACAGCCGCAACUCUAUUUAAUGUCCUAUUGAGAGGCUGUGUCAAACUUCUCGGCGCUAGGUAAUCUGUGAGCAUGGAAAAUCCCCAUAGGUUAAUGAGGCUUGUGUCUAUCAUCUGCUUAUGCGAUCACGCCACUUUCCUUCUCUUCUCUUUUCUUAAUUCCUCUUACAUUUUCGUUUCACGCGUGCAUUACCGGUGUUGCUCCUCCUCCUUGGUUUAUAUCAUAGAUUCCCACUUCAUAUUCU
Aspergillus homomorphus CBS 101889 is the source of this 1681-nucleotide messenger RNA. RefSeq names its product tRNA-dihydrouridine(20) synthase (NAD(+)). Gene Ontology annotation, biological process: tRNA dihydrouridine synthesis. Lineage: Eukaryota; Fungi; Ascomycota; Eurotiomycetes; Eurotiales; Aspergillaceae. Gene Ontology annotation, cellular component: cytoplasm. Bases 1 to 1341 code for a protein of 446 amino acids. The record is from RefSeq and is a predicted model, not a curated record. The transcript is spliced from 2 exons. Gene Ontology annotation, molecular function: tRNA dihydrouridine synthase activity; flavin adenine dinucleotide binding.